This is a messenger RNA of Fusarium coffeatum, 5496 nucleotides long. RefSeq lists its product as uncharacterized. Gene Ontology annotation, biological process: regulation of ARF protein signal transduction. Lineage: Eukaryota; Fungi; Ascomycota; Sordariomycetes; Hypocreales; Nectriaceae. The record is from RefSeq and is a predicted model, not a curated record. The transcript has 2 exons. Gene Ontology annotation, molecular function: guanyl-nucleotide exchange factor activity. Bases 1 to 5496 code for a protein of 1831 amino acids.
AUGAGCUCCCUCAAAUUUGUAGUGUCCUCGCUUGAGGCCAUUGCCUCGUCCAAGGAUGCUCAGCGCAACAAGCAACUAGAAGAGACCACUACCAAGGCACUCGACGCCAUCAAGGAACAGGACCAGCUUCCUGACCCCGAGAUCGUUUUCGCUCCUCUACAACUGGCAUCACGCUCUACAAACGUCCAGCUUACCACAACCGCUCUCGACUGCAUUGGAAAGCUUAUUUCCUAUUCAUACUUCUCCGUGCCCAGUAACCCUUCCGAAGGGACCGAAGAGGGUGCUGAGCCCGUUCCUCCCCUGAUUGAGCGAGCUAUCGAUACUAUCUGCAACUGCUUCCAAGGCGAAACCACCGCUGUUGAGAUCCAAUUGCAGAUUGUCAAGUCCUUGCUAGCAGCUGUCCUCAAUGACAAGAUCGUAGUCCAUGGCGCUGGUCUUCUCAAGGCCGUGCGGCAAGUAUACAAUGUCUUUCUGCUGUCGCGAAGCACAGCCAACCAGCAGGUUGCUCAGGGUACUUUGACCCAGAUGGUUGGUACCGUCUUUGAGCGUGUUAAGACAAGACUGCAUAUGAAGGAGGCCCGUCUCAAUCUCGAACACCUCAAGAAUGGCUCUAGCAAUGUUACUUUUGACCAGGCCGAAUCAGCCAAUGGUGCCAACGACAGUCCCGACCGCGACGAGUCGCCAGACGAAACUAUCGAGGCCACGAAUUCCUCGACCGAACCUGCCGAGAGCGGCGCAAAGCUCACCCUGAAAGAUCUUGAGCAUCGUAAGAGCUUUGACGAUUCGAACCUGGGCGACGGACCUACCAUGGUCACACGGCUCAAGCCUGACCGAAAGGAGACUGACACUCCAGUCUCUGACCAGGCAGGCCAGGAUCCUGCCCCUGCUGAGGAUGGUGACGUGCUGGACGCCGAGGACGAGGUUUACAUCCGGGAUGCUUAUCUCGUCUUUCGAUCUUUCUGCAACCUGUCAACCAAGGUUCUACCACCUGAUCAGCUUUACGACGUCCGUGGUCAGCCUAUGCGCUCCAAGCUUAUUUCUCUUCACCUAAUUCACACACUUCUUAACAACAAUAUCGCCGUUUUCACUUCUCCUUUUUGUACGAUUAAGAAUUCCAAGAGCGGCGAGCCUACGAGUUUCCUACAGGCGAUCAAAUUCUAUCUUUGUCUAAGUAUUACUCGUAAUGGUGCUAGCUCAGUUGACAGGAUAUUCAACGUGAGCAGCGAGAUCUUUUGGCUGAUGGUCAAGUACAUGCGCGCUGAUUUCAAGAAAGAAAUCGAGGUAUUCUUGAACGAAAUCUACUUGGCGCUCCUUGCACGAAGAACUGCGCCGUUGUCACAAAAAGUUCAGUUUGUUACAAUUCUCAACCGAUUAUGCGCCGACCCUAAGGCAUUGGUCGAAAUCUACCUUAAUUAUGACUGCGAUCAGACGGUCGAUAAUAUUUACCAGACCAUCAUCGAGGACCUGUCCAAGUUCUCGACGACUCCGCUUACUAUUACUACGAUCAACGAGCAAGUGUACGAAGAAAUGCGGCUGAAGACAACCCCUGCGAGCGAAUGGCAACUCAAAACGACUCUUCCUCCUCCUCUGACGGUAGCUCACAUUGCUCCUAACCAAGAAGCUGAGCCGGAUUAUCCCAAGGAGUAUGCGAUCAAGCGGUUAUCUAUCGAAGCUUUGGUAGAGACGUUGAGAUCUAUGGUGAACUGGUCGGCGCCCAUUCGAGGUGACGCUGAGCCUGCGCGCUCCGAAAACCAGGACCUUAAAGCUUCCCUGGAUAUCCGACCAUCGAUCGACCCUAGCAUCAACGAUAGCGUCUCUCGCGUGGAAACCCCUUUGCCUCCAUCCACGCCUAUCCUGGAAGACGACCCAGAUCAAUUGGAAAAGGAGAAAAUGAGGAAGACGGCCUUGAUGAAAGGAAUCAACCAGUUCAACUUUAAGCCGAAGAAAGGUAUUCAGAUGCUCCUGCGUGAUGGCUUCAUCCCAAGCGACAGCCCCAAAGAUAUCGCCGAGUUCCUGAUAAGGGAGGACAAACUGGACAAGGCUCAAAUUGGAGAGUAUUUGGGUGAAGGAGACCAGAAGAAUAUCGACAUCAUGCACGCAUUUGUUGACACCAUGGAGUUUGCCAAAAGGAGAUUCGUUGACUCGUUGCGCCAGUUCCUCCAGUCUUUCCGCCUGCCUGGUGAAGCUCAAAAGAUCGAUCGAUUCAUGCUUAAGUUUGCCGAGCGUUAUGUUCUCGGAAACCCCAAUGCAUUCGCCAAUGCCGACACUGCAUACGUCUUGGCUUAUUCCGUUAUUUUGCUCAACACUGACUUGCACAGUGUCAAAAUCGCCAAGCGCAUGAGCAAGGAAGAGUUUAUCAAGAACAAUCGUGGUAUUAACGAUAAUGCGGAUUUGCCUGACGAAUACCUCCUUACCAUCUACGAUGAAAUCGCCGCCAAUGAGAUCGUUCUCAAGAGUGAGCGAGAUGCAGCGGCUGCAGCCGGCAAUGCACCCGCCCAAUCGACUGGUAUUGCUGCUGGUCUCGGACAAGCACUUUCCAACGUUGGUCGGGAUUUGCAGCGCGAGGCCUACAUGCAGCAGUCGGAGGAGAUCGCUCUACGCUCCGAACAACUGUUCAAAGAUCUGUUCAAGAGUCAACGCCGAAAAGCUGGGACGAAGUACAUUCUUGCAACUUCUUUCAAGCAUGUCAGCCCCAUGUUCAGUGUUACUUGGAUGUCGAUCUUUUCCACCCUUUCGAGCCAGAUUCAGAAGUCUCACAACCUCGAAGUCAACAAGCUUUGCCUUGAGGGUAUGAAGCUUGCCACACAAAUCGCUUGCUUGUUUGAUAUGUCUACUCCGAGAGAGGCGUUCAUGUCAGCUUUGAAGAACACCACCAACUUGAACAACCCACAAGAGAUGCUGGCCAAGAAUAUCGAGGCUCUGAAGGUCGUCCUUGAGUUGGGACAAACCGAGGGCAAUGUCCUCCGCGAGUCAUGGAAAGAUAUUCUGAUGUGCAUCAGCCAACUUGACCGACUCCAGCUUAUCUCAGGUGGUGUCGACGAGAGUGCUGUGCCCGAUGUAUCGAAAGCUCGAUUCCUGCCCCCUCAAAGGACAGAGAGCUCUGACUCUCGCUCGUCAAACUCCAGGAAGCCGACACGGGCCAGGUCAGGAACUGCAUCAAAGGGCUUUUCUACCGAAAUUGCUCUCGAAAGUCGAUCCGAUGAAGUGAUUCGCAGCGUCGACCGCAUUUUCACCAACACCGCGAACUUGAAUGGUGAAUCUAUGGUCUACUUUGCUAGAGCACUAACAGAAGUCAGUUGGGAUGAGAUCAAGGUGUCAGGCUCCAACGACAUGCCUCGCACCUACAGCUUGCAGAAGAUCGUUGAGAUCAGUUACUACAACAUGAACCGUGUCAGGUUUGAGUGGAGCAAUAUCUGGGAGGUCUUUGGCGAGCACUUCAACCGAGUUGGAUGCCACAAUAACAUGAACAUUGUGUUCUUUGCACUUGAUUCUCUGCGCCAGCUCUCAAUGCGAUUUAUGGAGAUCGAGGAGUUGGCCGGUUUCAAAUUCCAAAAGGACUUCUUGAAGCCCUUUGAGCAUGUGCUCGCCAAUACACACAAUGUGACAGUUAAGGACAUGGUUCUCAGAUGUCUGAUACAGAUGAUCCAAGCUCGUGGUGAUAACAUCCGAUCUGGCUGGAGGACCAUGUUCGGCGUUUUCACAGUUGCUGCCCGUGAACCUCACGAGAGCAUUGUCAAUCUGGCUUAUGAGAAUGUCAACCAGGUUUACAAAACCAAGUUUGGAGUGGUCAUUUCUCAGGGUGCAUUCACUGACCUGAUUGUAUGCUUGACAGAAUUCUCCAAGAACCUCAAGUUCCAGAAGAAGAGUCUGGCAGCUUUGGAGCUACUCAAGUCUCUGAUUCCUACUAUGCUCAAGACGCCCGAGUGUCCAUUGUCGCAAAAGUACAACAACAUCCCACCUCCUGAUGGCGCAACCCAGACUUCUGAAAAGCGAUCACGGUCAAACACCUCGGUCGAGGAGGGAUACUGGUUCCCUGUUCUUUUCGCCUUCCACGAUGUUCUUAUGACAGGCGAAGACUUGGAAGUGCGAUCGAACGCUCUCGAGUAUUUCUUUGAAACCCUAUUGAAAUAUGGCGGUACCUUCCCAUCAGAGUUUUGGGAUAUUCUAUGGCGUCAGCAACUCUACCCCAUCUUUAUGGUAUUAAGAUCUCGCCCAGAGAUGAGCAAUGUUCUGAACCACGAGGAGCUUUCCGUUUGGCUAUCGACCACUAUGAUCCAGGCUUUACGGAAUAUGAUCACUCUGUUCACACACUAUUUCGAUGCGUUGGAGUACAUGCUUGAUAGAUUCCUGGAGCUAUUGGCCCUUUGCAUUUGCCAAGAGAAUGACACGAUCUCACGAAUCGGUAGCAACUGCUUGCAACAGCUAAUCCUCAAGAAUGUCACCAAGUUCAAGCCAGAGCACUGGAACAAGCUUGUUGGGGCUUUCUGCGAGCUGUUUGAGCGAACAACUGCAUACCAGCUUUUUACAGCGACUGCUAUCAACAACACUGCUUCGAUAUCGCCUCCACCAAAUGGCCUUGAAUUCUCCGCAGGCUCAACAGAGGCCACACCCGUCGAUGAGAAGUCACUCAAAAUCGAUGGACGAGAUGACGAUGAUGAACACACUAUCAUUCCUCCGCCUGAUGAGGAUGAACUUCAGACGCCAACAGCAGAUGGCCCUCAUGUUCCGCUCGAGGAGUUCAAACCAUCGUCUAAUCUUCAGCAGCAGCCCGUUGUAGUGACGGCCGCGCGACGACGAUUCUUCAAUCGAAUUAUUUCUCGUUGCGUUUUGCAGCUAUUGAUGAUAGAGACGGUCAAUGAACUCUUCAGUAAUGACACUGUCUAUGCUCAUAUUCCUUCUCAGGAACUCUUACGUCUGAUGACGCUGCUUAAGCGAUCUUUCCUAUUCGCCCGUCGGUUCAACGAGGAUAAGGAAUUGCGUAUGAGGCUUUGGCGGGAGGGUUUCAUGAAGCAGCCACCUAAUCUCCUGAAGCAGGAGAGUGGUUCAGCUGCCACUUACAUCUCCAUCCUUUUCCGUAUGUUUGCCGAUGAUGCACCAGAGCGAUUGCAGAGUCGACCUGAUGUGGAGACUGCGCUGGUACCUCUGUGCAAGGAUAUCGUUCAUGGCUACACCACUCUAGAAGAGGAAAGUCAGCAUCGAAACAUUAUUGCAUGGCGUCCAGUUGUCGUCGAUGUUCUUGAAGGUUAUGCUACUUUCCCCGAUGAUGCCUUCAAGAAGCAUGUUCCCGAUUUCUACCCUCUUGCGGUCGAACUUCUCACCAAGGACCUCACGGCGGACUUGCGUGCCUCGCUCUUAGUGGUAUUGCGACGAGUUGGAGAAGUUGCACUGGGUAUUGAGGGUAUGACGCAGACGAGACAACGACAAGACAGUGUGGCCAGCCGAAUGACGGCGGAACCAAUGGGUGAUCGAGAAGCAGACGCAAGGAGAAUGCUAUAG